This is a messenger RNA of Penicillium canescens, 732 nucleotides long. RefSeq names its product mitochondrial 54S ribosomal protein mL40. The transcript is spliced from 2 exons. NCBI's taxonomy places the organism in Eukaryota, Fungi, Ascomycota, Eurotiomycetes, Eurotiales, Aspergillaceae. The coding region runs from base 1 to 732 and encodes 243 amino acids. The record is from RefSeq and is a predicted model, not a curated record. Gene Ontology annotation, biological process: mitochondrial translation. Gene Ontology annotation, molecular function: structural constituent of ribosome.
AUGUUCAAGAUCGAAAAUCCAUUACAGCUACAGGUGCAUACCGCGGAUCCCAACAAGCGCGCGGCUAAAAAGCGGACAGAAUUCUGCCAUCAAGGAAUUAUUCCUCCGUACACCUCAAUUGCAUUAAGCCAACACCCUUCCACCAAACAGACCACCAGCACAAUGAAGUCAUUAUCACCAGCCCUGGCCUCCCUGGGCAAUGCCUUCCGCGUCCCAAUGUCAAUGGCACCCGCGCGCCCAUCAGUCUCCCGCGUCUGCCACGAGAACCUGAACCGCCAACAACAAAAGCCGGGCCCAGUCACAGCAGCGCUGCAAUCAGCCUCGUUCUCGACAACGGGCGCAAUGGCCAAGAGAAAGAGCGGUGGUUCGACCACUGAUAAGCGCAUUACCAUGAUCCGCUACUUCCUCCACCACCCUCUCACGCCCCGUCCCCUCCGCUUCUCCCGUAACCGCUACCUCCGCCACUGGACCAUCCACCGCGCCUGGCAAUUGUUCCAAGCGCAGCAGCGCCGCAAGCAGGAACUUGAGCUUAUGCGACAGUAUCAGAGUAUGCAGGAGGCCUGUGAGGAGCUGCGGACAGGUGCUGGGGAUGGUGGCAAGCUGUUCCGCGUGUCGAUGAACAAGAAGGGUAUCUUUACUGAUAUGUUCCCUAUUGAGUAUGCUCGUAUGCAGACUGAGACUCCUCCUGCUGAGGGGUGGAAUUAUGAUUGGAAGAAGCCGGAGCGGAAAUAG